GUAAAGAAAGAUUGAUACAAACAUUUUUGAAGCUGUAUAAUUAAUUUUUUAUGCUAUAUCUAUCUUUUUUUUUAGGAUUGAAUGGUACUAAAGAAUCAGAUGAUAACCAUCAAAAAGGAUCUAACCCAAUUGAAAGUCCUGAUCAAGCCUAUGAAAAGAUUUCUUCAUUUGUUGAUAAGAUGAAUAAUUUGGAAGAACGUCUCCUAACAUUAAAAAAAGAAAAAGAAAGUCUUUCUAAAUUAGAAGAAAGUCUUAUAGCAGAUAUGAGUAAAAUUCAGAAAGAAUUGCUGAAAAAGCAAUCUCCAUCUACAUGAAGAAUCUGUAUGAUUAAUAUCAAAGAUACUUGUGUAAAUAUUUAUUAAUCAAUUUAUUUGCCUUUUGGCUAAAUGACGUUAUAUUAUUUUAUCAUUUGAAUAAAUUAUCUGCAAUUGCAUAA
This is a messenger RNA of Parasteatoda tepidariorum (common house spider), 436 nucleotides long. RefSeq lists its product as uncharacterized. Lineage: Eukaryota; Metazoa; Arthropoda; Arachnida; Araneae; Theridiidae. The record is from RefSeq and is a predicted model, not a curated record.